Momordica charantia (bitter melon) is the source of this 1028-nucleotide messenger RNA. Its product is annotated as cell division topological specificity factor homolog, chloroplastic. The record is from RefSeq and is a predicted model, not a curated record. NCBI's taxonomy places the organism in Eukaryota, Viridiplantae, Streptophyta, Magnoliopsida, Cucurbitales, Cucurbitaceae. Gene Ontology annotation, biological process: chloroplast fission; regulation of division septum assembly; cell division.
UAGAUGGACAUUGGUACGGAUAUACAACGUCGUCGUUUCAGGCAAACGUAGGCUGUACCGUUGCCCAGCGCCGGCCGCAAACAGAAUGGUCUGAAAAUCAGGGAAGAGAAAGGCAAACUGGAAAAUGGCGUUUCCGGGAGACCCAAGGGCUUUUGCAACACUCGGCUCUCGUUAUCCACGGCAUCCUCCGAACUCUCUCCUUCCUCUCAAGGUGGACCUCUCUGGUUUUCUUCACAGGAGAUUUGGAAAUAAAGGAAUCAAGCCAAAAUGGCACACCAUGGCACAUGAAAAUGAUAGCAUACGUAGAAUCUCCCUGCGAGAUGGUUUUGAGAGCUCUGCAAAUUAUGAACAAUCACCAAAAUCCCUAAGUCAAGAAAGCUUUAUCCUUAGUUCCAUUAACAUGAACUUCUUGGAGCGAUUGAUAUUGGCUUGGAGGAUAAUUUUUCCAUCAUCAACAUCUAAAUUGAAAUCCAACGCUACGAUUGCCAAGCAGCGGUUAAAGAUGAUUCUCUUGUCUGACCGAUGUGCAGUUAAUGAUGAAGCUAAACAAAAAAUUGUGGACAACAUCUUGAGUACUCUUUCAGAUUUUGUUGAAAUAGAUUCAGAUGAUAAAGUGCAAUUCAAUGUCUCUACUGAUUCAGAUCUCAGAACUAUUUACUCUGUCACGGUGCCUGUGCGGAGGGUGAAGGCCAACUAUCAAGGCAGUGAGGAAGUUGGAGCAAUAACGAAAACAGACUCCAAAGAUGAUGGAGAAAUAUCUGGCUCCGUAACAUAGAUCUCAUGUUUGACUGUUUAAUUGCAGAAAGACAUUGUUCUUAAGGUCUGCUUCAUCUGUAUAAAUAUAUGAAAAAUUAGUCAAGGUUUUAACUUGUUUGAUCUGUAGCUUUGUUUGUAUUUUUGGGACCAUAGUUAUUUGAUUUCUACCAGGGUAAGCUGCAAAUUAACAAGACAGUGCACUAUGGCUUCUCUGUGUCUGCUUGUUGGAGUUGGGUGUUUGAUGCACCAAAUCAUAAAAAACUUGAAGCUUA